AUGAUCCGAGCUAACUGCUACAACCUAGUCAUCCGUGUCCCUCCGGAGCGUUCAGAAAACACAGCCGACAUCCGCGACGGCAAUAGGUGUUGUAUUACGGGCCAGAACGAUGCUGAGCAAUGUCAUAUCAUACCUGUAUGGACAUCUAUAAGACCUGAGAGAACCUUUCUCCUGCUGGCAAACUUGAAAGGCCUUCUUGAUUUUGGAACCGUAGGUAGAAUUCAGUGUACGGUCGAUUUUGAGCUUCGCAAACUACCUGCAAUGAAUACACUCUGUCUGAGUCGACGAUUAAAAGCUAUCUGGCAAAGCGGAGGGUUUGUCUUGGAACCUCUGGGCUACGUCACAAGACGCAAGAAGACUCAAGAAGACGGCGAUGCGUUGUGUCAGUCAAGUAGCCGGGACGCAGGCUCGUUCAUGGCAGCAACCUUCCGAUCGAUGAGUAGAUUUACAAAGAUCGGCAACUCUCCAGAAACAACGACAUCGACCGAAGGAAAAGACCAGGUCAACAGACAGGAGUCCAAACUCGAGUAUGCCCUUGCCCAAAAGCUCAUCAAUUGUGGGUCACGUGAGCAAACCGACGCAGAUGCUGAUGAGCAUGGUCUCCAAUUACGAUUCCAAUGGCUCCCAGCAACCUCCCUCCAUCACUUGAGAGCGAAUGGGCCUGGGUUGCGCACUGAUACCCGCACUAUAUUCAAGCCUUUGAAAGAGCGAGAUGAGGAGUUUGGAGGCUACAACGCAGGCCAGAUCACGGACGGCCAGAUCUUUACACCACGGUCCCUGGCGUGCCGCAUCCAUCGCUUAGGUGGCGGCGCAGAUCCCAGUCUUUACGAGCCGCCACGUCCUGAUUCGGAUGACAUGUUUGCAGUCGGCGAGCUGCAUAGAAAGUUUGAGAAGUGUAAGCUGGAGAAGCGUCUUGCUAAGCUUCACAAGGAGCUAGGCGGCGACAAAGAUGUCCUUGGUAUGGAUCCUACGAAAUGCCACAUUUGUGGCGCUGACAGCGACACAGGUUCGAGAUGA
Colletotrichum gloeosporioides is the source of this 1017-nucleotide messenger RNA. RefSeq lists its product as uncharacterized. The transcript is spliced from 2 exons. The coding region runs from base 1 to 1017 and encodes 338 amino acids. The record is from RefSeq and is a predicted model, not a curated record. NCBI's taxonomy places the organism in Eukaryota, Fungi, Ascomycota, Sordariomycetes, Glomerellales, Glomerellaceae.